Messenger RNA from Penicillium argentinense, 1068 nucleotides. RefSeq lists its product as uncharacterized. Lineage: Eukaryota; Fungi; Ascomycota; Eurotiomycetes; Eurotiales; Aspergillaceae. The record is from RefSeq and is a predicted model, not a curated record. The transcript has a single exon. The coding region runs from base 1 to 1068 and encodes 355 amino acids.
AUGGACCAGUCUUCAGAUACCGGAAUCCCUUUAAGCUCGAAGGACCGAAGCGAUCAGCCCCCACUCUACAACGACCUGGCCGACCCGGGUCGUUCCACCGCAGUCGACGUCUCGAUCCCGGGCGCCCUGAAGGGGAUUGGAAUUUUCAAAGAUUGGCUAUAUUCACUAUCACCAUCGCUCUCUCGAAAUCCUCGCAUCCUCCAUCGCGUAAUUUCGGCGCAGAUCCAUAAUACACCGAUACUACGCAUCCAUAUCAAAGGUUUUAAGGAAGGAGAUGACUCAACAGAGUUCAGCUUUGCGCUUGACUUGUCGUCGACCUUGCUGAAAAAUGGCGACGAAUGGCGGAAAAUCCGAAUUAUAUCUGGAGGAAGCCAAGCCGUGCAUUUCAGCAAAGCAAAAGAUGUCGAGGAAGGCACUGCACAGUUCGAAGAUCAUCAUGCGUUGGUAGGGGCGGGAGCAGCCCCCGAAGUCGACUACGCAGGCGAAAGAAACCCCGACCUUAUCAACUGGUGCGAACAGUUCUGUCAGGACCCUGCAAAGGUCAAGGUGCUGAAUAUCAAACGAUUCGUGGGGGAAUUUGACUUUGAGACCUUCCGCUCGGAACUGAUCGCCUAUAUUCGUUCCACGGAAUAUCGUGGACAUGUUGAAAUCACCACAUCUAUUCCCCACAGUGUGAUAACGAUAUAUUCCUCCCACUGGAUCAACAAAAUGCGAACCAACUUUUUCAUAUUUUGGUUUUUCAUUGUGGCACAGCUAUGGAUUAUCACGUUGCCUCUAUUGUGCCUCCUUGACCAGAAAUAUGAGAUAGCGUCCGAAUGGAGGUCAUCGCAGACGUUCAAAGAUUCCAAUGCAUCUCUGCGAAAGGUCUAUGCGCUGGGUCGUGAUGAAGCAAAACUAGCAGAUUUCUGGACCGCAACGGUAGUCGGUGCGGUUACGGAUCGAUUAAAUGAUGGCGUCGUGUUGAAUGUGGGAAGUCUGCAACGUAUGCGGCGGCGCGCGCAGGAACGCAGGGAAAAUAUUGAAUCUUUCUUACCCCGACCGAGCGCCACAGAUAGCUCCACUGCCUAG